Candidula unifasciata is the source of this 4416-nucleotide messenger RNA. NCBI's taxonomy places the organism in Eukaryota, Metazoa, Mollusca, Gastropoda, Stylommatophora, Geomitridae. The record is from the annotation of a GenBank genome assembly.
CCUGAAAUGAGGGAAUCAAUUUCACUCUUCAUGUCCUACGUACACAAGUCUGUCAAUGAGGUGUCCCAGCAGUAUCUGGCCAGUGAACGCCGUUACAAUUACACAACACCUAAGUCUUUCCUGGAGCAGAUAACUCUGUAUCAGAACUUGCUAACCAAAAAGAACCGGGAGCUGCAGGCUAGCAUAGUGCGUCUUGAGAAUGGUUUGCAAAAGCUCCGAAGCACAGCUUCCCAGGUGGAUGAUCUGCAAGCCAAAUUGGCAUCUCAGGAAGUAGAACUGGCUAUUAAGAAUGAAGAUGCUAACAAGCUUAUCCAGAUUGUUGGUGCAGAGACAGAAAAGGUAACAAGGGAGAAAGCCAUUGCUGAUGAAGAAGAGAAGAAAGUCACUCAGAUCACUGCUGAAGUGGAGAUCAAAGCUAGAGAGUGCCAGAAUGAUCUUGCAAAAGCAGAACCUGCCCUUGAAGCUGCCAAGGAAGCUCUGAAUACACUGAAUAAAACCAACUUGAGUGAGCUGAAGUCAUUUGGAUCGCCACCAGGUGCUGUUACAAAUGUAACAGCUGCUGUUAUGUGUUUACUGGCCCCAGGUGGCAAGGUUCCCAAAGACAAAUCUUGGAAGGCUGCAAGGGCAACCAUUAUGAACAAGGUUGACCAGUUUCUUGACAAUCUUAUCAACUACGACAAGGAUAACAUACAUGAGAACUGCCUGAAGGCUGUCCAACCUUAUCUGGCAGAUCCAGAAUUUGAGCCAGAAUUGAUCAGAGGCAAAUCAGUUGCUGCUGCAGGUCUUUGCUCAUGGGUCAUUAACAUUGUCAAGUACUAUGAAGUGUAUUGCACUGUAGAACCCAAGCGCAUAGCCCUGAAUCAAGCCAAUGCCGAGCUCGCUGCAGCAAGGGAAAAGCUGCGGCUUAUCAAGAACAAAGUGGCUGAGUUGGAGGAAACCUUAGCAAAGUGUCAAGCAGAAUUUGAGAAAGCUACAGCUGAGAAGCUUCGAUGCCAGCACGAGGCUGAGACAACAGCCAAGACCAUUGAGCUGGCCAAUCGCCUGGUUGGUGGGCUGGAAUCAGAGAAUGUCAGGUGGGCGGAGUCUAUUGCAAACUUCAGAGAAAAUGAGAAGACACUUCCUGGAGAUGUUCUGAUGACCACGGCAUUUGUGUCAUAUGUCGGUUGUUUUACUAAGAACUACAGAACGGAUCUCAUGGACAAUCACUGGCUACCUUACCUGAAGGGACUCAAGAACCCUAUACCUUUCUCUGAAGGGUUGGACCCUCUGACCUUGCUGGCAGAUGAUGCCCUAAUUGCCUCUUGGAACAAUGAAGGCUUGCCUGGUGAUCGAAUGUCUACAGAAAAUGCUACCAUUUUAACAAACUGUGAGAGAUGGCCAUUGAUGAUUGAUCCCCAGCUGCAGGGUGUCAAGUGGAUUAAGACCAGAUUUGGAGCUGACCUGAAGGUUAUACGCCUGGGUUCGAAAGGCUACUUGGAUUCGGUUGAGCGCGCAGUCCAAUCUGGUGAUGUUGUGCUCCUUGAGAACAUUGAUGAAUAUGUUGAUCCAGUACUUGAUCCACUUCUUGGUAGAAACACCAUCAAAAAGGGACGAUACAUCAAAAUUGGAGACAAAGAAGUAGAGUACCAUAAAGACUUCAAACUGAUCCUACAAACAAAACUUGCCAAUCCUCACUACAAGCCUGAGAUGCAAGCACAGACAACAUUGAUCAAUUUUACUGUUACUAGGGAUGGACUGGAAGACCAACUUCUGGGAGCAGUUGUUUCAAAGGAAAGACCAGAUCUAGAGAAACUGAAAUCUGACCUCACACGCCAGCAAAAUGAGUUCAAGAUUACUCUGAAAGGUUUCAGUGACAACCUUCUAGCCCGUCUUUCUGCUGCAGAAGGCAAUUUCCUAGGUGAUUAUGCCCUUGUGGAAAACCUGGAAACUACCAAAAGAACUGCAGCUGAGAUUGAGGUCAAGGCUGCUGAGGCCAAAGUUACUGAAGUAGAGAUCAACAAUGCCAGAGAAAACUACAGAACGGCCGCAGCCAGAGCAUCACUGUUAUACUUUGUCAUGAAUGAUCUUUAUAAGAUCAACCCAAUGUACCAAUUCUCUCUCAAGGCUUUCAAUGUUGUGUUUGACAAGGCAAUUGACCGAGCUGAAGUAUCUGAGGAGCUGAAACAGAGAGUCAACAAUCUCAUUGACUGCAUCACCUUCUCUGUGUACACUUACACCACCAGAGGGCUUUUUGAGAAGGACAAGUUAAUUUUCAGCACACAAAUGACCUUUUUGAUUCUACUAAUGAACAAGCAGCUGAAUCCAGUUGAACUAGACUUCCUGUUGCGAUUUCCCUUUGUUCCAAAUCUGACCUCACCAGUUGACUUCCUAAACAAUAACUCGUGGGGAGGCAUCAAGGCUCUUUCAUCAAUGGAAGAAUUCCGCAACCUUGACAGAGACAUUGAGGGUUCUGCUAAACGGUGGAAGAAGUUUGUAGAGAGUGAGUGCCCAGAGAAAGAAAAGUUUCCUCAAGAGUGGAAAAAUAAAACAUCCCUUCAGAAACUGUGCAUGAUGCGUGCGCUCAGACCUGACAGAAUGACGUAUGCUAUCACAAACUUUAUUGAAGAAAUGCUUGGAGCUAAGUAUGUGGAAGGGAGAUCUGUGGAAUUUGCCAAGUCAUUUGAGGAAUCUAGUCCUGCAACCCCUAUUUUCUUCAUCCUAUCUCCCGGGGUUGAUCCAUUGAAGGAUGUAGAAAGCUUGGGCAAGAAAAUGAAAUUUACAACUGACAACAACAACUUUCACAACAUCUCUCUCGGUCAAGGACAGGAAAUUGUUGCUGAACAGGCGAUGGAUUUGGCUGCCAAAGAGGGUCACUGGGUUGUUUUGCAGAAUGUCCAUCUUGUUGCAAAGUGGUUGUCCAGACUAGAGAAGAAAAUUGAAGAGUUCUCUAAUGAAAGUCAUGAAAGCUACCGCUUGUUUAUUAGCGCUGAGCCAGCUGGAAGCCCAGAUGCUCACAUUAUCCCCCAGGGUAUACUGGAGUCUGCUAUCAAGAUAACAAAUGAACCACCCACUGGCAUGUAUGCAAACUUGCACAAGGCUUUGGACAACUUUAAUCAGGACACACUAGAGAUGUGUGCUCGAGAGAGUGAAUUCAAGUCCAUAUUGUUUGCCCUCUGCUACUUUCAUGCUGUGGUGUGUGAAAGGCGCAAGUUUGGACCUCAAGGAUGGAACAGAGUGUAUCCUUACAACACUGGAGAUCUGACAAUCAGUGUCAAUGUGUUGUACAACUACCUGGAAGCUAAUGCCAAGGUGCCAUGGGAAGAUCUCCGCUACCUGUUUGGUGAAAUCAUGUAUGGUGGACACAUCACAGAUGACUGGGACAGAACUCUGUGUCGUACCUACUUGGAAGUGUACAUGCAUCCAGACAUGAACUUUUCCUGGCACCAAACUUUCCCAGUUCCGCCCAACAUGGACUACAAGGGUUAUCACACUUACAUUGAUGAAGCCUUGCCUCCUGAAUCUCCUUAUCUGUAUGGGCUUCAUCCUAAUGCUGAGAUUGAGUUCUUGACGAAAACUUCUGAGAAUCUUUUCAGGACUGUUUUGGAAAUGCAGCCACAAAAUGUCGGAGCUGGAGCAGGUACUGGUGUCAGUCGAGAGGAGAAGGUCAAAGCCAUCCUUGAUGACAUUGUAGAGAAACUUCCAGAUGAGUUUAAUAUGUUGGAGAUUAUGGCCAAAGUUCCACUUGAAGAAAGAACACCAUAUGUUGUUGUUGCCUUCCAAGAGUGUGAACGCAUGAACAUGCUGACCUCCGAGAUUCGACGCUCUCUUAAGGAAUUGGACUUGGGUCUAAAGGGUGAACUGACUAUCACAGCAGAUAUGGAGGAUCUCAGUAACAGCUUGUUCCUGGACAAUAUACCCAGUAACUGGGCUAAACGAGCCUACCCCUCCCUGUACAACCUGGCAGCAUGGUAUGCUGACCUUCUUCAGAGAGUCAAGGAACUUGAAACCUGGACAUCAGACUUCCAGCUUCCAGCGGCUGUGUGGCUUGGUGGCUUUUUCAACCCACAGAGUUUCCUCACUGCUAUAAUGCAGCAGAUGGCCAGAAAGAAUGAGUGGCCGCUUGACCGCAUGUGUCUACAGUGUGACGUCACCAAGAAGUCACGUGAAGACAUGGCUGGACCGCCGCGGGAAGGGGCCUAUGUUCAUGGACUUUACAUGGAAGCUGAAGCUCGUCUGAAGGAACUUGCCCCUCCCAUGCCAAUCAUCUUCAUCAAGGCCAUCCCUGUUGAUCGCCAGGAUGUUCGAAAUGUCUAUGAGUGUCCAGUGUACAAGACAAAGACCAGAGGACCCACAUACGUGUGGACUUUUAACUUAAAGUCCAAAGAGAAGCCCAGUAAAUGGGUUUUAGGAGGUGUAGCCCUGCUUCUACAGGUCUAA